Molecule: messenger RNA, 1141 nt
Organism: Macadamia integrifolia
Lineage: Eukaryota; Viridiplantae; Streptophyta; Magnoliopsida; Proteales; Proteaceae
Exons: 1
Coding region: 200-1051 (283 amino acids)
Biological process (GO): defense response
Source: RefSeq, a predicted model, not a curated record
UGUAUAAAUCUACAGAGACACUGUCCCUGGCUGUCGCCCAUAAGUUUUUCGCCUCUUCCUUCGUCGUCUACGUCCCCAUUUCUUGAUUUAUUCUUCUUGAAUCGAAUCAGAGGCAGGCUCAGAGACAUCCAUAAAUCUUCUCAUUACAGGUGAAAGAGGAAGGGAGAAAGGGAGAAAGAGAGAAAGAGAGAGACGAAGCAUGGAAACCCAUCUCCUGGAGAUCAAUUUGAUCUCUGCUCAGGGCCUCAAGACUCCCUCUACCAGCUUGCGUCGCUUGCAGACUUAUGCAUUGGCGUGGGUUAACGCAACCACCAAGCUUCGCACUCGCGUCGACAUCGUAGGCGGUGAAAACCCUACCUGGAAUGACAAGUUCAUCUUCCGAGUCUCCCCGGACUUUCUCUCCAGCGAAACCUCCGCAGUCUCCGUCGAGAUCUACGCGGUCGGCUGUCUCAAAGAUCCCCUCAUUGGUACCGUCAGGUUCUUGGUCGGAAACUGCCUCUACCCUGCUGUUCCUUCCCCUGACACAGUCGUUGCCGGUAUCGGCAUUCCCUCUUUCAUCGCUCUCCAAGUCCGCCGCCCCUCCGGCAGAUUUCACGGCGUUCUCAACCUUGGAGCUAUGGUGAUUAACGGUUUAGACCUCCUCGGCUUGACGGGAUUCUCGGCGAUUGGGUACCGUGAUAUGAUGGGCCAUCGACACCACCACCACCGACACCAACACCAACACCAACACCAACACCAACAUCAACACCGCAGGCGGGAGCAACCAAACAAGAGCAGCGAGGAACAAUACGAUUCUUGCGACAAUUCGUGUGGAGACCCCGCGGAAUAUUCCGAUGCUGAAUCGUCUUCGGCUUCGUCUACGUCGACCUCAUCGACGGUUCUGCAGGACUGGAACGGGAAAAGGGACAUACCGGCGGAUGGGAAAGGAAAAGAUUUCGUGGACAUUGGAGGAUUGCUUUGCGGAUUAGGAUUUCAAUGGAAGAAGAAUCAUACUAACAUGAAUCUAUCACAAUGCUGCAAGGGUUGGGGUUUCGGUGGAGCUCUCGUCUGACUCCAUUGCAUCAGAACAUGCAAUUUUUUUUGCAGAUCACUUCCCGAUAUCCCAUUCGAAAGGAAAAUUCUUUGAUGGAAGGUCGAGUUC